Molecule: messenger RNA, 876 nt
Organism: Ostertagia ostertagi
Lineage: Eukaryota; Metazoa; Nematoda; Chromadorea; Rhabditida; Trichostrongylidae
Source: the annotation of a GenBank genome assembly
AUGGCUUUCUUCCUAUCUGAGGAAUCGCUUUCGAUGUCAUGUCGAAGAGCGCUGCUGAGAAAGCUGAUCAAAGACGAAGAAUGUUCUCCUAUACGGAAUUUGCUUAUGCAGGAUUCGUCAUAUUUCGUGAACCUACUUGAAAAUAGAGUCAUGGAUUUUCUGUGCUUGGCGAGAUCCUCUCCCUCGCAGCAAACCGAGUCGGGUAUCAUGGAGCGCGAAAUGUUAUGUCUUCACAUAAUUGACGCUGUUUCUCGGAGAAAUGUUCAGUGGUUCGCUGGUGCUAAAGAUCUGGUUAUCAAACUGAGACAGUUGUGGAACAAUGCAGAUUUCAAAGGACGUUAUGUGGUUCAUGCGCCAUGCAAUAAAGACCUACUGGAAGUUGACGAUCAAACCGAUGACAGAGCACAAAGUAUAAGACACAACAGUAACGAUCUUGAUCUACUGUGCGACAUACUUUUCGUGUUCAUAGGGAGAUACGUUACUGAUUUUUGUUUUGUUCGUGAAUUUCUCGAAAGGGAAGUGAUACCGACGUAUUCCAUGGAAUGGCGACGAAAACUGUUUUCCUAUGUUCUGGGAAAGUUUGAAGCAGGCGGCUCCACUGUGAUAAAAGAUCUUCUGUAUGUGAAAAUCGUGCAAUACGUCCUGAUACCGAGUCUUCAGUGGGCUUUUGAGCGCUAUAAUGUUGACGAAAUUCUGGGAGAGAUACAAAAUCCUUCUGAGCAACCGGAAAAUGAUCCCAAUGACCUGGUGUAUCGACUAGCACAUAUAAUUGACCAGAAUCGCCAGGUGAUGAGUGAUGGUAUUGUGAUCGUGCUUUACCAGCUUUGUACGCUUCUCGUGAAGCAUGCACCACGGCAUGUUCAUAAUAAUGAUUCA